AGCAAGCACCUUCCUCCCAACCUGACUGCUUCCUUAUCCAGUCAAGAAGACCACAAAGUUCAACAAUGGCCAUCACUGACAUCCUCUCAGCUAAAGAUAUUGAAUCUGCUCUCUCCAGCUGCCAGGCUGAUGAUUCCUUCAACUACAAGUCUUUCUUCUCCAUGGUUGGUUUAUCCACCAAAACUCCUGAUCAGAUAAAGAAAGUUUUUGGAAUCCUUGAUCAGGACAAGAGUGGUUUCAUUGAAGAAGAGGAGCUGCAGCUGUUCCUGAAGAAUUUCUCUUCAAAUGCCAGAGCUCUCACCUCAGCAGAGACCAAGGCUUUUCUGGCUGCAGGAGACACUGAUGGUGAUGGCAAAAUUGGAGUGGAAGAAUUCCAGUCUCUGGUGAAGGCAUAGAGAAUAUUAGACCAAAGGCAACCUUGGACUGACUCUGCCAAUUACCUCGUCCAGCAAGCACUUCGCACUCAGCAUGUGUUUGUACAUUUUUAUAUUGUUUCAGGCAUUAAUAGUUCCCCACACACGAAGCUGACACACCUGAUUGCUGAGAAAUCUUGCAAUCUUUGGUCACAAGACAUUGUUACAUUUCCAUUGUAAAGAAGGCGCUUUGUGAUUUUCCUCCACUGGUAAUGUUGAAAUUGUGGCUGGGAGAGGGGAGAAAACAACUAAAAAAUCAACUAAACAAAAAGACCCUUGGGGGCAAAAGCUGCUUUUAAAAGUUUUGUUUAGGUUCUCCAUCCCAUACUUGAGCACGCUGACUCGUCAGACACGGUUUUGAUGAUCUUAAACCAUAUGAUAUCUUCUCAGGCUUAAUUGUACUGAUUUAAUUGAGGUUUGUUUCUAAGUAAUUCUCUGAUACAUAAGAAAAAGCAAUGCUGAAGAGAUAGCUAAAAAUAAUUCAUAUUAAGUCCCAACCCUGUGAAUAUGAGAAAAAAAUUAAAACAUUUAAGAGGAGUUCACACAUAGCUCAAAAGACAGAAUAAGAUUGUGGGCAAUUAUACAAAAUAAAGCAGUAGAUUACAGC
Messenger RNA from Ficedula albicollis (Collared flycatcher), 1020 nucleotides. RefSeq names its product parvalbumin, thymic. Bases 66 to 395 code for a protein of 109 amino acids. Gene Ontology annotation, molecular function: calcium ion binding. The transcript has 5 exons. NCBI's taxonomy places the organism in Eukaryota, Metazoa, Chordata, Aves, Passeriformes, Muscicapidae. The record is from RefSeq and is a predicted model, not a curated record. Gene Ontology annotation, cellular component: nucleus; cytoplasm.